Camelina sativa (false flax) is the source of this 2397-nucleotide messenger RNA. RefSeq lists its product as uncharacterized. The record is from RefSeq and is a predicted model, not a curated record. Lineage: Eukaryota; Viridiplantae; Streptophyta; Magnoliopsida; Brassicales; Brassicaceae.
UGCUACUGUUUAAGGAUGGCGGCGCUUCUAGGGUUAGGCAAUUUUCUGUGCGAUCCCUUCAAACCACUCCAAUAGAGAUUUCGUUUGGGAUUUCCACGAUGUUCAGAUCUAAGUUCACAAGGAGGAGCGGUAAGGAGCCCAUGGUGGAUCGGGACCAGGAAGAGGAAGAGACAAGUGUGAUUUGUAUCCCAAAAUUCGAUUUUUCGGAUCUGCUAGAUAAAUUUAAAAACUCUCUGGUGGGCAGGAUGUUUCACGCGGAAGGCAGGAGCAUUGAGGCUUUAUUAGCUUUCAUGCCAAAGGAGCGUAUUUGGGAUGUAGAAGGACGAGUUAAGGGCACAGAUCUGGGGAAUGAUAAAUUUCAAUUCGAUUUUGAUAAUGAGGAAGAUCUUGAAAAGGUCCUGCUGCGUCGACCGUGCCACUUUAAUCGCUGGAGUUUCUCCCUUGAGAGAUGGGAAGCAAAUAUCCGAGAGGAUUUUCCAAAUACUAUGCUGUUUUUGGUUUAGAUCAAGGGUGUCCCACCGAUAUAUAGAAAAGACCAAACAUUCAGAGGAAUUGGUCAAGCUCUAGGGACGGUUAAUGCUGUUGAUGUGGAGGGUGCAAGGGUACAAGCUUUUAUUAAUGGGGAUAAACCACUCCAAUUUGAGAGCAAGGUAGUCUUCGAUAAUGGGGGUGAAGUCAAUGUCUCUCUGCGCUAUGAAGGUUUGUACCGCUACUGUUUCACUUGCAAAAGGAUUUCCCAUGAGGAAAGGACUUGUCCUAAACUCACUGAUUUGGAGCGACUAAGGAACAAGACGUUGAGAGCAUCUUCUUCCUUGUCGGAUUCCCAAAGAGGUAAAGAUUCUGGUAACAAUAGUGGACAAGAAGAUCAUGCUGAAUCGUCGCAUUAUGUUAGAAGGAAUAUUGAGCAAGACUAUGACCAAAGGAGACAGAGAAUGGGUCGGAUUUACGCCAAGAAUUAAGUGAGAAACGAGCAUAUCGCAGCAAAGAUGUAUGGAAUAGAUUAGAUCAACAGUACUCUAAAGAUAUCCCCCUCUAUCGGGAGAGAUUCCAUCCCUAUUCGAGAAGAAGGGAUGAGAUAAGAUCCACACAUCAAUCUACUAGUGAGAAUAGGAGAGAUCAGCGGAGCCUUCGUAGGCCAUUCCAUAACACACGUAUCCCUGAGAGACGUGAAGAUGGAGGGUUCACCAGAGAUUCCUCAGGAACAACUGAUUCUCAAAGAACGAUCUCUGACAUAUACAGGACAGGUGAUCAGCUUGCAAAAAUGAGGAUAGACCGUCAUGGUGGGUAUGGAGAUAGAAAUCAGGAGAAGUAUAGUUCCAGGAAAGGGAUAUUGUAUGAGAAACAGAACUAUAAACCUGCGGUCAAUGGAGCUUCGGGUACGAGCUGGCGAAUGAAGAACACGACAACAAAGGAGGCUUUUCAAAAGGAUGAGGGUGCUGUUCAGGUAAAUGGAAACAAGGAAAAUCCGGAGGUACAAGCUUCAGCAAAACAAAAGAGGACCAUGGAUUUGGAGGUGGAUGGGGAGACUUUUUCUCCUAAAGUCCCACCUGUGAAGGAGGACAAUGGGGAUGGUAACAAGGAGACACAGGUGGUUGUUAGUCACGAUGGGGCAAGUAAGGAGACUGAAGCUCCACUCAAAGAUAUAGAGCUAGAGGAUGAGAUGAUAAUGGAUGAUGAAAUGAUUGAUAAUGAUGAUUUGCUAACCGAGGAGGAUCCGCCAAUUGAUGAUUAUUUACGGGAAGCAGGGAUCCUGUAUGUUUCAACAGAGCAGGGCGAACACAUUGAGGAGGGGGAGGAACAAAUAGAAGCUAUUUCGCAGCUCUCACCUGUAAUCAAAUCAAAGCUUCGCCAACCUUCAAAAAAGGCUUAUGCAAGAGACAGAAACAAGGAGAAGACUAUAAAAGACAAGGACAAAGUUACGGCUCAACAUCCCCCUGCGGUUAUAAGUCAAGAGAGCACAAAUCCUCCAGGUGUAGACGAGAAUAUGGAUAAGCGACGAGUAUCAAAGAAUCCUGAGAUAUCAGGGGUGGCUUCCCGAAAACUAAACGCUUUAAGAGUUCGCCAAUCUCCAAAAAAGAAGUCAGGAAAUGGGCGUACAAGAUCGACUGCUGUCCCUCGUAAUGAGGUGUUUCCUUCUGCUAUAAGCAAGAAGUCUGCUGCUAAACCUGGUUCAGUGGUGUCCCAGAAACCACCCAGUACUCAUAUAUUGCCUGGAAUUGUCAAGGAGCGGGAGCCUACUUGAUCUCAGAGCAUCUCAAGGAGCUCAGUAGAUAUUUUUUUCCUGCUUUUCUUUUUCUUUCUGAAACAAAAAACAAUUUUUCUUUUAUGCAAGAUAUUCAAGUUUCUUUAGGUUAUGAUAAUCUUUUUACCGUGGAUCCAGCUGGGAGAAGCGGCGGA